AUGCGACGAACGUCGGUAUCCCAGCCGACGAAACAAAAGCCUAUCACCGCCCACGAUCCCCACGAGAAGCCUGCCCGCUACUCCCCCAGUAACCCGAAGAAACCGACCUUGUUGGUCAAGAUGCAGUCCGCCUGGGGCUCCCAAUCGCAACGCGCCCGUUACUUCAAGACGGGCGCCAUUGUCUUUGUUCUCUUCAUUCUCUUCUACUACCUCUCCCCGUCCGGCGUCGACCUUGCGAACCCCAACAGCCACGCCAGCGGCCAGCCUGGCCAGAAGCCCGUUGACCCCGCCCUCGGUACUGAAAAGUGCACGCGCGCCUACUCCAAGGACAAGCCGCUCAUCCAAUAUGUGCUCAUGAUCGACGCCGGCAGCACCGGCUCUCGUAUCCACGUCUACAAGUUCAACAAUUGCGGUCCCGCCCCUGAGCUCGAAGCUGAGGUGCUGUUCAAGCAGACUGCCAAGAUUGAGGGCCAGAGCAGCGGUCUCAGCGCCUACAAGGACGAUCCUGAAGCCGCUGCCCGUAGCUUGGACCAGCUCCUGGACGAGGCCGUCAAGGUCGUGCCCGAAAAACUGCAGGGCUGCAGCCCGAUCGCGGUAAAGGCCACGGCCGGCCUGCGGCUCAUCGGCCCCGAGAAGUCCCAGAAGAUCCUCGAGGCGGUCCGCAACCGUCUUGAGACGAAGUACCCCUUCCCCGUUGUCUCUCGUGAAGAGAACGGCGUAGCGAUCAUGGACGGCUCGGACGAGGGUGUGUAUGCCUGGAUCACGACCAACUACCUGCUCGGAAAGAUUGGCGGCCCCGACCCAGACGAAACAGCCGCAGUGUUCGAUCUUGGCGGCGGCUCUACUCAAAUCGUCUUCCAGCCCAGCUUCGAGGGCCUCAAGUCCGGCGGCAUGCCCGACAAGCUCGCCGACGGUGACCACAAGUACGAGCUCGACUUCGGCGGCCGCAAGUUCACGCUCUACCAGCACUCCCACCUGGGCUACGGCCUGAUGUCCGCCCGCGAAGCUAUCCUGGCCACUCUCCUCGCCGACCUGCACGAAGCGCACAAGGCCUCCGGCUCGACGGAGUGGAUCCACAAGCAGCCCAUUGUCAACCCAUGCUACAGUGCCGGCAUGUCUAAGGUGGCCAAGGUGCCCAUCCCCUCAGACCAUCCCCUCGCUGCGCUCGCGACCAACGGCAAGCUGGAAGUUAACAUGACCGGCCCGGAGGUUGGCGCCCCGGCACAAUGCCGUAGCCUUGCCGAGCGUAUUCUCAAGAAAGAUGCUCCCUGCACGCUGACGCCAUGCUCUUUCAAUGGCGUGCACCAGCCAAGCAUCGCGAAAACCUUCGCCCGCGAGCCAGUGUACUUCCUGUCGUACUUCUACGACAGGACCCAGCCGCUCGGCAUGCCGUCGUCCUUUACCCUGCGGGAGAUGGCAGACCUGGCAGCGCGAGUGUGCGGUGGCAAGAAGGAGUGGGAUGUUUUCACUAGCAUUCCAGGCGCCAUGGAGGAGCUGAGCGAUAGGCCGGAGCAUUGUAUGGAUUUGAACUUCAUGGUCGCGUUGACGCAUACUGGGUAUGAGAUGCCGAUUGAUAGAGAGGUGAGAAUCGCGAAGCAGAUUAAGGGAAAUGAGCUUGGGUGGUGCUUGGGGGCAAGCUUGCCGCUUCUGUCUAAGGGAUCGGGUUGGCAGUGCAAGGUGAAGGAGAUUCAUUAA
Messenger RNA from Thermochaetoides thermophila DSM 1495, 1695 nucleotides. RefSeq lists its product as uncharacterized. Lineage: Eukaryota; Fungi; Ascomycota; Sordariomycetes; Sordariales; Chaetomiaceae. Gene Ontology annotation, molecular function: UDP phosphatase activity; GDP phosphatase activity. Gene Ontology annotation, biological process: nucleoside diphosphate catabolic process; protein N-linked glycosylation. The transcript has 2 exons. The record is from RefSeq and is a predicted model, not a curated record. Gene Ontology annotation, cellular component: Golgi apparatus; membrane. The coding region runs from base 1 to 1695 and encodes 564 amino acids.